Molecule: messenger RNA, 876 nt
Organism: Saccharomyces eubayanus
Lineage: Eukaryota; Fungi; Ascomycota; Saccharomycetes; Saccharomycetales; Saccharomycetaceae
Gene: PHO80
Product: Pho80p
Exons: 1
Coding region: 1-876 (291 amino acids)
Biological process (GO): regulation of cyclin-dependent protein serine/threonine kinase activity
Cellular component (GO): nucleus; cyclin-dependent protein kinase holoenzyme complex
Molecular function (GO): cyclin-dependent protein serine/threonine kinase regulator activity; protein kinase binding
Source: RefSeq, a predicted model, not a curated record
AUGGAAAGACCAGUGAGAGACCAAUCCGAAGAUACACAAGAGGAUCAGAGUAUUCCAAAAAUAAUUCUGCCCUCCGAGUUCAAAAAAUGUUCUAGAACAGAUCUUGUAGUACUCAUAUCACGGAUGCUAGUAUCACUCAUAGCAAUUAACGAAAAUUCCUCAACCAAAAAACCUGAUGACCAAAUAACUUUAACGAGAUACCAUUCCAAGAUUCCACCAAACAUAUCAAUCUUCAACUACUUCAUACGACUGACUAAAUUCUCUUCUCUGGAACAUUGCGUUCUUAUAACAUCACUUUAUUAUAUUGAUUUACUACAGACCGCGUAUCCAGAUUUUACACUAAAUUCUUUGACCGCCCAUAGGUUUUUAUUGACAGCUACUACGGUAGCAGCAAAAGGCUUGUGCGAUUCAUUCUCUACUAAUGCUCAUUAUGCAAAAGUUGGUGGAGUACGAUGUCAUGAGUUGAAUAUCCUAGAAAACGAUUUUCUAAAGAGAGUAAACUACAGAAUAAUUCCUAGAGAUCAUAAUAUUACGUUAUGUAGCGUAGAACAAAAACAGAAAAAAUUUGUUAUAGAUAAAAACGCAUUAGGGUCUGUUGAUUUGAGUUGUUAUUCUUAUGCUAAUCGUUUGAAAAGCGGUUAUAAUGUUCUAGACAAAUACUAUCAAAGAAUAGUUCAGUUGGUAGGUUCUUUUAAUGCUUCACCAGAUAAAAGUAAGAGAAUUGACUAUGUUCUCCCGUCCAAUUUUAAUGAAGAUAAUGAAAGUGGUACUCGACUUCAGCAACCCAAAGCAUCACCUGAAUCUCACUAUUCACAAAAACGAAUCUCUGAAGCAGAGGACGCGAGUAAGUAUAAUAAACGCUCAAAGCCAGAUUAA